Messenger RNA from Musa acuminata AAA Group (dessert banana), 2646 nucleotides. RefSeq lists its product as uncharacterized. The transcript has 3 exons. Gene Ontology annotation, molecular function: nucleic acid binding; RNA-DNA hybrid ribonuclease activity. Bases 1 to 2646 code for a protein of 881 amino acids. NCBI's taxonomy places the organism in Eukaryota, Viridiplantae, Streptophyta, Magnoliopsida, Zingiberales, Musaceae. The record is from RefSeq and is a predicted model, not a curated record.
AUGAGGAGCCCGCGCGAACUCGCGGACCGCUCUAAAUACUGCCGUUUCCACCGGCAGCCCGGCCACGACACCGAGGAAUGUCGAGAAUUAAAAAGGCAAAUUGAGGAGCUCAUCCGCCGAGGGCACCUCGGCUCAUACCUCCGACCAGAUAAAGAGCUCUCGCCACGCCCGGAGGGCCCCAUCGAGCGGCACAUAGAGGUCAUAACUGGCGGGCCGACGUCCGGAGGGAGCUCCAUGGCGGGCGGAAGGGCGUACGCCAGGGCCUCCCGAGCUGAAGCUUCCAAACCCGCAAAGGGCCCCGAAGUCACCUUCCCGACCGGGGAACCUGAACCACCCGAACAUGAUGACGCGUUGGUGAUAUCAGCCAGAAUAGCCAACGCGCAAGUGGGGAGGAUCAUGGUCGACACUGGGAGCUCGGCCGAUAUACUUUAUUGGGACGCCUUCCAAAAGCUCGGCCUGGAACAACGGCAGCUCGUCGGCCUUCUGCAAGCCAACGCCGACAUUUUCGCUUGGACCCCAGCUGACCUAGCGGGAGUCCACCCGGAGGUCGCGCUGCACCACCUGAACAUCUCGUCCGACGCCCGCCCGGUGAAACAGAGGCCCAGGCGGCAGGCCCCGGAUCGGCAACUGGCCAUCCGAGAAGAAGUAAACCGGCUUCUGGCGACCGGUUUCAUAGAAGAGGCAAGUCUCAACAAUGCUUGCCCAAAAGAUUGCUACCCCCUGCCAAAGAUCGACCAGCUAGUCGACGCCACGGCCGGCCAUGCCCGGCUCUCGUUUAUGGACGCCUUCUCCGGGUACAACCAAAUCAGGAUGGCACCCGAAGACCAAGAACACACCGCCUUCCUCACCGAGCAAGGGAUAUAUUUUUACAAGGUUAUGCCGUUCGGGUUAAAGAAUGCCGGAGCAACCUACCAGAGGACAGUGAACAGGAUGUUCGCCCACCAGAUUGGACGAAACAUGGAGGUAUAUGUCGACGACAUGAUCGUAAAGAGCCGAACGGCGGAGACUCAUCCUUCCGACCUGGCUGAAACAUUCGACACUCUGCGGAAGUUCGGCCUGCGUCUCAACCCCGCCAAGUGCGCCUUCGGCGUGACCUCGGAAAAAUUCCUCGGAUUCAUCAUACACGAGAGAGGGAUUGACGCCAACCCGGAAAAGAUACAGGCCAUUAUUAACAUGCAGCCUCCUCGGACGAUCAGAGACCUGCAGCGCCUUAACGGGAGGCUAGUCGCUUUAUCACGUUUUCUCUCCCGAUCGGGAGAUCGAUGCCACCCUUUCUUCCAGGCCCUGAAGGAUCCGAAGAACUUCCGAUGGACGGCGGAAUGCGAAGGGGCCUUCGAACAGAUGAAGCUACACCUGGCCAGCCUCCCUCGACUCGCCUCGGUCUCCCCGGGGGAGAAAUUGAGUCUUUACCUUGCCGCCUCCCGGCACGCGGUCAGUUCGGUUCUAGUCAAAGAAAACUCUGGCGAUCAACUGCCGGUCUACUACGUCAGCCACAUGCUGAGCGGGCCAGAAGAACGCUACCCGCCGAUCGAAAAGCUGGCGCUGGCACUCGUCCUGUCGGCGCGGAAGCUCCGCCCUUACUUUCAGGCCCACCCGAUAGAGGUAAUAACUGAUCAGCCGCUUCGGCUUGUUCUGUCCAAAUUCGACGUUGCAGGGCGUCUCCUCAAAUGGGCAGUGGAGCUCGGCGAGCACGACAUACAGUACAUGCCUCGGACCGCCAUCAAAGCCCAGUCCGUGGCAGACUUCAUUGCGGAGCUGACCCCGAAUACAGGCGAAGAACUCGAGCCACCGCGUGACACGUGGACCCUACACGUAGAUGGCUCGGCCAACGCGAAAGGCGCCGGCGCAGGGCUGGUGCUGGUAACACCUGACGGCCGCUCGAUUGAGCGCUCCCUCCGCUUCGGGUUCAGGGCCACCAACAACGAGGCAGAAUACGAGGCUCUCCUGGCGGGGCUCCAGUUGGCACUGGAAAUGCAGGUAACCGACAUACGCGUCAUCACCGACUCACAGCUGGUGGCUAGGCAACUCGACGGCGAAUACGAAGCCCGGGACCCGACUAUGGCAAAGUAUCUGGCACAGGUAAAAAGCCUUGCCGCCAAGUUCGCCUGUUUUGAAUUGUCGAAUGUCCCCAGGAGCGAGAACCAGCGAGCCGACACCCUAGCAAAGCUGGCGUCCGGCCCGGCCCCCUGGGCUCGGCCCGAAACCGAAGAACUCCCCCGCCGAGCCAUAGAGGUCGUCGCCACCGUCGCUCACGGCACGCCGGCAACUUGGGUACAGGAGAUGCUACGCUUCAAGCGGGACGGGACCCUGCCCGACGAUCCAACUACAGCUCGACGCUUGCGUCGGACGCAGGCGUGGUACACCGAGGAAGGAGGACGGCUGUACAAGCAGUCUUUCUCGCGCCCCUUGUUGCGCUGCCUGGAGCCGAGCGAAGCCUGGACGGUUCUGUCCGACAUGCAUGAAGGGGCCUGCGGAGAACACAUGGGCGAGCGAGCCCUGGCGCACAAGGUACUCCAACAGGGGUACUACUGGCCGACCAUGCGCCAGGACGCGAAAGCUUUCGUGCGGCGGUGCAGCUCGUGCCAGGAGCACGCCCGCACCGCCCGACGGCCGGCGGUCCUAUUCACCCCCGUCGACUGCGCCUGA